CCGGCUGCCUGGGCCCUCCUCUCCCCUCCCUGGGGCCCUCACGCUCCGAGGGCGUGCGCUUUGCUUUUCCAGGGAGGCGUUAACCUCGCCCGUGGGCGCUCCACCGGCAGCAGUGUCCGGAAGGAGUUUGGGUGCUCAUAGCCUUAAUUUUCAUGACACAUCUUGACGACAGUAUAUGCCAAAGAUAUAUAAGGAUGAUAACUAAUGUAGUUAUAUUGAGCCUGAUCAUUUGCAUUUCUUUAGCUUUCUGGAUUAUGUCAAUGACUGCAAGCACCUAUUAUGGUAAUUUACGGCCUAUUUCUCCUUGGCGUUGGCUGUUUUCUGUCAUUGUUCCUGUUUUGAUUGUCUCUAAUGGCUUUAAAAAGAAAAGCCUAGAUCACAGUGGGGCUUUAGGAGGGCUGGUGGUUGGAUUUAUCCUAACCAUUGCAAAUUUCAGCUUUUUUACCUCUUUGCUGAUGUUUUUCCUUUCUUCUUCGAAACUCACUAAAUGGAAGGGAGAAAUAAAAAAGCGUCUGGAUUCAGAAUAUAAGGAAGGUGGGCAAAGGAAUUGGGUUCAGGUGUUCUGUAACGGAGCUGUGCCCACAGAGCUGGCACUGCUGUACAUGAUAGAAAAUGGCCCUGGGGAAAUCCCAAUCGAUUUUUCCAAGCAGUACACUGCUUCCUGGAUGUGCUUGUCUCUCUUGGCUGCACUGGCCUGCUCUGCUGGAGACACAUGGGCUUCCGAAGUUGGCACAGUUCUGAGUAAAAGCCCACCAAGGCUGAUAACAACCUGGGAUAAAGUUCCAGUUGGGACCAACGGAGGGGUUACAAUGGUGGGCCUUGCCUCCAGUCUCCUUGGAGGUACCUUCGUUGGCAUCGCAUACUUCCUCACACAGUUGGUUUUUGUGAAUGAUUUAGACAUUUCUGCACCCCAGUGGCCAAUUAUUGUAUUUGGGGGUCUAGCUGGAUUACUAGGAUCAAUUGUAGACUCAUAUUUAGGGGCUACAAUGCAAUUUACUGGUUUGGAUGAAAGCACUGGCAUGGUGGUCAACAGGCCAACGAAUGAGGCAAAGCACAUAGCAGGGAAACCCAUUCUUGAUAAUAAUGCUGUGAAUCUGUUUUCUUCUGUCGUUAUUGCCCUUUUGUUACCAACAGUGGCUUGGGGUUUUUGGCCCAGGGAGUGAACUUUAUUUCAUAUCCAUAGGUUGAAACUGAUGAGUUCAGCUAAAUUUGCGAUUCCAUCUUUCAUCCUAAGAAUAAUAAUUGUAAUGGCAAAGCAGAAAUGCCUCCCAUAUUCCAUUGUUAUGGAAUUCCACAUUUUUCUCUCAUCUCCCUUGUAACAGCUAACAUCCUUCUAGUGAAAGAGUUCAUAGAACUUAAGAAUAUUUUUCUUCUGCUGAAUGGAGGUUCUUGAACAAUGAUGCUAUAUUGUCCCUAUAUAUUGCUAUAUAUUGAACUGAAAAUGUCUACAUAGUAGUCGAUGUCAAGUUUUAUUUUGCUUUGUUUUGUUUGUUUAAAACAGUGUAGGGACUAAAAAUGAUGAUAUUUUAAAACAGUUUUCAGUGGAGGCAGAGAAUGCCACUGUGCCAGUUACCCAAAUGUUAUAUCUGUUUCAAAUGGUUUAAGCUGAUGUGUGUGGAAGUCUAAAUAAGGUAUAGUAUCCUGGAUUUCUCCCAUUAUCUUCCCUUUCACCAUUGUGAAAAGUGUGGAGAUUGGUCCGUAGUGAGUUGUGUGGCCUACUCCACAUUGGUUCUUCCUCAGGGUUAGUAAUUUUUAAAAAAAUAGUAAAUGUUUUUUUCAUGUACCCAUUAGAAAGCAUGAAAAAACAUAUUUUUAACUAAAAGCAAAAGAAAUUGAUCUUAUAUCUAAAAAUGUGCACCUUACUAUAUAUUUCAGUUGCUCUCUGAACAGAGACUAUCUUGAAUUCAAUAUUUUUAAUAUAUUUUCUAGCUUUCUUUGAAAUAUAUGCAGGAAUCUAGGCUGGUUGGUUAGCUCACUUGGUUAGAGUGCAGCCUUGUAACCCCAAGGUCACAGGUUCAUAUCCCCAUAACAGCCAUCCACAAAAAAAAAAAAGAAAUAUGUACAGGAAUCUGGUUUAGCACUGGCAUUUUGAACAGUUAAAGAGUCAAGGAAAAAUUAUUGUUUUUUUUAAUUUGCUGUCAUAUGUUGCUUGAAAAUGCUGUGAUUUCCUACUGUGUACUUUCUAAGUUAUGCUCUCCUUUACAUUGUAGCCUCAACUACAGUGAAUUCUGCUUUUCAAUUUUUUUCUUCACCAUGACUUACUGUGUGCUAAAGGAGUUUUGACAUGGUAUGGCUUAUUUUGCUAAAAAAGUAUUCUUAAGUAUUUUCUAUGUGAUUUUCUUACCUUUUUCCCCCCUGCUCCUUUUACAUUCUUUUUUUUUUUUUUUUUUUUUUGUCUUUUUUUGUGACCGGUAAGGGGAUCGCAACCCUUGGCUUGGUGUUGCCCGCACCGUGCUCAGCCAAUGAGUGCACUGGCCAUUCCUAUAUAGGAUCCGAACCCGCGGCAGGAGCGCCGCUGUGCUCCCAAGUGCUGCACUCUCCCGAGUGCGCCAUGGGGCCGGCCCCUUUUACAUUCUUAAAUUGAGGAAGAAGUCCCUGAAUACGCCACCACCAGAGUGGAUAAAACUUAGAAUUUUUUAUUAGUGACACUAUCAUAGUGACAAUCUAGAGCUGACUGAGUUCAGUUAAGAAAACAAAAUAGUUUAUAUCCUUAUUCCUUAAACUGAUGAAAUCAGUAGGUUGUAACCAUUAGUUUUUAACUUUGGGUGUACAUUAGAAGCACCUAGGUGUGUUUUAAAAAAUAUACUCGUGUCUGGGCUUCACAUCCCGAAAUUCUGAUUUACCAGAUCUGGAGUACAGCUUGGGUAUUGAGACAUUGCAAUGCUCUGGCUGCACAUUAGAAUAAUGUAGGGAGUUUUAAAACACUUGCCAAGGCCUCUUUCUAGAUCAGGCAUAGCAGAAUGUCUGAAUGUGAGGCCCAUGCAUGGGUGUUUUUAGAAAGCUCUCUGGGAAAUUCUAAUGUUUAACCACUGAUGAGAUUCUAAUGUUGAGAACCCAUUGAAUAAGAAUAUCCUAAAGCACUAUAUCUAAAAGAAGUUUCAAAAGAAUGGGACUUUUCAUUUUUAAGGAGACAACUAUCAGCAGCAGCGUUAUAUGCUGUCUUUGUGGAUUAAUAGCUUCUGGUAAUUAUACAGUGUAUUAAAGAUGCAUCACUUAGUAAAUCAUUACUGUGUCAAUUUUUGUGCAGCCUACACUUUGCUCUAACAUGCCUUUUCUCUUUUCCUGGAGACUCAUCCUCAUGACACAGUAGGAGACAAAAAUAUUUCUUGUAAUCAUCUUUGGAUUUGGUUGAAUCAUCGUAUCAUUAUGUGUUGGGGAAAUAUUGCUUUAUAAUCAUUUAUUUGAAAACUUAAGGCUAGUUGUGUUUUAGAAUCAAAAUUUUUCAGACUUUAGAAAACUCAUAGGGCUUAUAUAAAAUAUUUCACUCAAAACCAUUAAAAAAGUCUGGAGUAGGACUUCAUUGUCAAAUUGUGAGUAUGAUAACAAAAAACUAUAAAGAGCCUUAGAUAGGUCAGGUCAGGUUUUGUCACCAAACUUAUGAACAAGUUUUCUGAUUUCAUAUCUUUUGGAUAUAAGAAUAUAAGAUAAAGAAUUAUGGCUCUGUUUGGGGUUUUUUUUUUUUUUUUUUUGGUUUUGUCUUUUUUUUAAUCUUAGCUAUAUUUUACUGUAACAUCUUUUGUAAUUGGGUAUUUAACUAAUUCAACCUUUUCCUCUUUGCUGAGUGAGCAGUUUAUGUUAAAAACACUUUUCAUAGAAAGAGCUCCAUGCAACAGUAAAAUAAAAUAAUGUGUGCUGCCUACCUAGGGAGCAUACAAGUGGAUAUACUAUUUCUUAUAUUGUUACACAGUAGAGGAGAGCAAAGUGUAUGUGGUUCAGGACAGCUCCUGAAGGAGACUUCAAGGAGUAGCAUGUUGAAGACACAUCAGAUGGGGCCAUCAGGAGAGCAGAAAUUGACACAGCAGGUCAUUCCAUUCUUAGCUUUCCUCACUACUUGGAUUAUCUAUGCCUCAUAUCUUUCGUGUUUCUACCUGCUAUGUAUGUAGCAUGCUGGCUGCAGAAAUGCCAACCCCACCCCAAUUAGAUAAAGGCCUAGUAUAGAGAAAAAUCAUGUGAAAUGAGAUUUUUUAAACUUUGUAGCAUGCCUGUAAUAUGAACAGCUGCUGCCUGUUAUGCAUGGUGAGUAUACUUAGGCCCAAUCUUCUGAUCUUCCUGAUACUCCCAGUGUCAUCACAAUGAGAAUGAACUAUACUAGCCUCCAAGUCUCAGGUGAAUUAAGUGUACUUUAAAAAUGAAAACACAUUUAUGCAGUUUAAUUAUUUAAUCUCCUUAUGGAGUAUCUGUUGCUGUAACUGAAUAUUUUAAAAAUAAAUAAGUGUUCAAUAUGUGUUUGUUGAAUUUAGUUAUUUGACUCUAAAGGGUGUUUAAGAUCCUUAAGAGUCACUGAAAUUUGAUAAUCAGGAACAUAUUCCUGGAGGAAAAUAAAAAAAUAAAAACCAGUUUGGCUACCUUAAUUUCUGAGCACUGUGAUAACUCCAACAUUUCUCAAUCAUAUGAAACAAUAGUUUUGAAACAACCGAGUCGGGAAAUUAUUGUAUCAGUGAAGGAGUAGUGGCACAACAAGGCUCCUAAAACUAUUUUCCCUGCCAAAACCAAACGUUAAUUCUCUUCCAUCUGUCAUAACGGCCCCCUUUAAAAUUUAUUUUAUAGAUGUGGCAACUUUUUUUAUGUUUGAAUUUUUUGUUUUUUAUUAAUGCUUAAUUGCUUAAGUAAUACAUUGAAUGUAUUCUUUUUAAAAAAUUAGAAUAUUGGAGAUAAAGCUAAAAUAUUCUUUUGCUCCCACUACCCUCUCAACAACCCUGGCCUCCUGUCUUCACCAAGGUAAUUACUGAUAGAAAUUUGGGAUAUUUUUACAUAAUAUUUGUCUUGGUAUAUUUUAGUACACACUUUUUUAAUCAAUAAAAUUGUUAUAAUUAGUACUGUCUUUUUGUUGCUUCAGGUCAGAUGCUUACAUCCAAGAAAAAUCUAGGGAAAAAGAUUAAAAGGAUAUAUAGUAUACCAAAAUAUUAAUGUGCUAUCUGACAAGAUUACAGAUGUUUUUAACUUUUGUUGAAAAAAUUUAAGUAUAUGAAUUAUAUCUCAAUAAAGCUAUUAAAAUGUAAAUACAAAACUAGUUUUAAGUGUUUUUCUAGAAAGUCUACAAUUGAAUGUGUUUCUUCUGUGAAUCAAAAAAAUGCUCAGACAAAAUAAUCUCUGGGAAUUACCCCUUUUUCCCAUUCACCCUUCCCCAUAUUAUUGUUUUAAUGGUAUUCUUUCUCUUUAUAAAUUAUCACAUUAGCAACGAACUAAGAGUAAAAUGGAAUUUUAGUGUAACAUAAUGAAAAGUAACAGUGGAUAUUCAAAGGAAUAUUUGAAGGCAUUUUCAGAUUGUUGCAGAAAUUAAAGAAAGUAUCACAAAUCUUCAUGCCCUUGUAGUGAAUCUUGUUUCAGACUGGAUUUUUGCUGAUUUUUUAAAUUCUUCUCAUCUUGCUUAGCUAUUUGGAAUUAUACGUGGCAAACACCUUAUUGCAUGUCACAAUUCUCAACAUGUUGUCAUAGAAUUCUAGAACAAAGAACCGUAAGGAAACUUCUCAGCUCAUUGCCCAGAUUUGAAGCUAAAAAAUACGUAUAUCAUCUCUUAUGAGUGAGUAUAAUCCUUUUUAAUUCUUUUAUGCUUCCUCACCUUUGCAUACACUGUCCACUAUGCCUGGAAAUUACUUCCUCCUCUCCUCAUUGAUCCCUAAAAAACCAGCUCAGUGGUACUUCUUCUGACAAGCUUUUCCAGACCCUCUCAGGCUGAGUUAAUAUCUCCAUUACACAUUCUAUACUUUAUAGCAGUUAUCACACAAUGAACAUUUGUUGAAAAAUACCCUCAAUGUAUUUAUUAACCUGUUUCUUUAAACUGUUAAUCUCCGUAUUGCAAAGACACUAGCCAGUGCAGAAAAGGCUCUAAACUUUUCUUUAGAACUAAAUAUGGUUUUAAGUUCAUUCAUGGGCCAGAAUAAUAAUAGCAAUUCUAUUAUUUCCUCUUGAUCUCAUCAAGCUACACUUUGUUUUUGUUUUAUUUAUUUAUUUAUUUAUUUAUUUAUUUUGGCAGCUGGCCUGUAUGUGGAUCCAAACCCUUGACCUUGAUAUUGUAAUACCACACCAACCAACUGAGCUAACCAACUGAGCUAGCCCCAAGCCACACUUUUUAAAAUGAUAAUACCAUCUAGGAUUAUCAGAGAAUAAAUGCAUUAGAAACUGUAUGCUGUGUACAGGUUCCCACAUUUCUGUUGUGAUCAUCUAUGUAUUGUUGCAUGUAGUACUCAAUUAUAAAAUAAAAA
Messenger RNA from Cynocephalus volans (Philippine flying lemur), 6422 nucleotides. RefSeq names its product transmembrane protein 19 (gene FAABTP). The transcript has 7 exons. The coding region runs from base 153 to 1163 and encodes 336 amino acids. The record is from RefSeq and is a predicted model, not a curated record. Lineage: Eukaryota; Metazoa; Chordata; Mammalia; Dermoptera; Cynocephalidae. Gene Ontology annotation, cellular component: membrane.